AUGCUUGUUAUUGAUGAAAAUAGCAGAAUUUCAUGGUAGGAAUUCUUCAAUCAUAAAGCUAUAAAAAUUGAAUAAGAUCCUAUAUAUAUAUUAUCAACAUAAGAUUCAGUUGAAGAUUUGACUUUAAAUAAUUUUGUAAUUUAAAGUGGAAGUCUAAGUUUAUCAGACAAAGAAUAGGAUGAAAUAUAAGAAUAUGGAAGAAUAUAGACAUUGUAAAUCUAAAAGUUAUUAAUAGAAAUUAUUUGGCUCAUUAAAAUAUUUUGAAUAGAGCUAGAAAAGCAAAAUAUCAAGUAGCCAAGGAAUUGGAAAGUUAAAAAAAAACUGAUUCAGCAAAUUUGAUACCUGAAGAUUUAUAUAUCAAGUCUAUGUUUUUACUUUACAAAAGGAUUUAUUUUGUUUAUCAUCCAUAAAUUAGAUGCUUUUGUUUGAUUGCAAUGAAGCAGGUAUCAUAGAGAUUGAUCCACAGGAUUGGCUAGAAUUAAUGACUUCUGAAUAUCAUUAAAAUGAUUUGUAAAAAAUAAGAUAGAGUACUUAAAGAGAUUUUGAUAUCUCUAGGAAAGAAUUCAUAAAAUGGAAAGACUAAUUAUAUGAUGCUUAAUUUCAAUUAAAAAAGUUCUCUAUUACAGAAAGAGGAGAUGCUUAUAAAGAUAGCAGUAUAGAAGAAAAUGAAUACUUGAUUAUGGCAAUAAAUGAUAAUUUUAAAGAAUUGUUUUUAAUUUUAGCUUAACAACUAGAACCAAUAUAUUAAUAAAUUUUAGAAACUUAAAAACCUAUUAAUAAACACCAAAUAUACAAUGAAAAGAAAAUUGAUACGAUAUUUGUCUAUGAUCUUAUAAUAUUUUUAUGUUUCAGAAAUAUUGUUAAAAAACCAUAAAUGGAUUGCUGUAUAUAGAUAAAUUUUCAGAAAUAUUACGAAGAUAGGAAAAGAAUUGAGGAAAUAGAAAUUUUAUAUAGAAUUUAAAAGUAGUAUUAAGCUUGGAAACAACAUUGA
Molecule: messenger RNA, 991 nt
Organism: Paramecium primaurelia
Lineage: Eukaryota; Ciliophora; Oligohymenophorea; Peniculida; Parameciidae
Source: the annotation of a GenBank genome assembly